AUGGCUAACACGGUAGUCCCCAAAGGCAACACCAGUGCAGAGAAUGAUCGCUCCAGUUCCAACCUCGACAUGGACCCUUACGCUGACGAAUCAAUCUUGGAAAUUGGAAAGACGGUGCCCAUAACACAUGAUGCAGAUCUCGCCAGUCUCGAAGAUGUCUCUCGGGAUCUCCGAAAAGACCCGGAAGCUCGAGCAGCGUUUCUUGCGACAUUCACCGCCGACGAAGAAAAGGCUAUUAUGAACGAAGUUGACAGAAGAUUCUUCGUCCUCAUAGGCAUCAUGUUCAUGGUCAAGAAUAUCGACUUUGGAAACAUCAGCAUCAUCAAAACCAUGCAGGCUGGUUCGGAUUCCAACAUAAUUUCGGAGCUGAACAUGACACCUGAUGACUACAAUUGGGUUGCUACCAUUCAAGGAAUUCCCUACAUCAUCUUCGAAUUGCCGAGCAACCUCCUUCUCAAGUACAUGACGCCUCAUGCCUGGGAAUCCCGCAUAUUUCUCACGUGGGGCAUAGUCACGGCGUGCUGCGGCGCAGUGAACACCAAGUCACAGAUACUAGCCCUGCGGUUUCUCGUAGGCAUGUUCGAAGCUGGCAUGUUCCCGGGAGUUAUCACGACUCUCAGCUAUUGGUACCGUACGGAUGAAGUUGGUCGGCCCCUGCUGUGGUACUUCGCCAUCUCCAACCUCUCAAACAUUGUGGGAAGUCUUGUUUGCUACGGGGCAAGCUUCAUGAAUGGGAUACAAAACCUGAGCGGCUGGAGAUGGGCCUUCAUACUGGAGGGCGUCGCCACCGUCUUGUUUGCAGGCGUCAUUUUCUGGGUGCUUCCAGAUUUCCCGAAAAGCCCGAGAAGCAAUUCGUGGCUCACUCCACGCGAACAGCAGUUUCUUUAG
This is a messenger RNA of Colletotrichum aenigma, 888 nucleotides long. RefSeq names its product MFS transporter prlL (gene prlL-6). The transcript has 3 exons. Lineage: Eukaryota; Fungi; Ascomycota; Sordariomycetes; Glomerellales; Glomerellaceae. Gene Ontology annotation, cellular component: membrane. Gene Ontology annotation, molecular function: transmembrane transporter activity. The coding region runs from base 1 to 888 and encodes 295 amino acids. The record is from RefSeq and is a predicted model, not a curated record. Gene Ontology annotation, biological process: transmembrane transport.